CCCAGCCUUGACCAACAGGCUGGAGCAACGCUGCUCGAACCUUCCGUACAACAUGGCGGCUCCCAAGGCCGAGGCACAGGAGACAGUCUUCCGUACAACAGGGCCGCCCACAGACUCGGAGCCGCGCCCCUUCCCGCCCAGCUCCCGGAAGUUUCCUUUUGAAAGCGCGGCGGCCGACUCUACGGAGGACUGGGCAGUUGCUGCGGAGCAUCUUUUGAAAGGAAGCGGAGAGGACUCCGAAUUGGAGCACCUGGCACCGGGGGUCCAGCCAAGCCACCUGGCUACGAUGGCCAGUGCUAAGACGGUAUGCGACGCGCAGCCCCACUCGAUGCCUAGCUGCGCCUUGCCCGCAGAUACACAAACUCGAGCUACUUCUAAACUACCUGUUAAAUCCAAAGAAGCUGAUAUGCUGAGACAUUAUCCAGGAGGUUCAGAGCCUGAUGUUACAAAAGUCACCAAGCCAAGACGAGAGAAUGGGCAGGUAAAAGCUGCAGAGCCGGCCAGCAGAAGGACCAUCAGAAACAGCUACAAACCAUUUAAUAAGCAAAAACCGGAGGAGGAACUGAAGGAUAAGAACGAGCUGCUGGAGGCCGUCAACAAGCAGUUACACCAGAAGCUGACAGAGACUCAGGGAGAGCUGAAGGACCUGACACAGAAAGUGGAGCUACUGGAGAAGUUUCAGGAUAACUGCUUAGCAAUUUUGGAGAGCAAAGGUCUCAACCCAGGCCAAGAGACCCUGGCAUCAAAGCAGGAACCCAGCACAGAUCACGCGGACUCCAUGCUGCUGCUAGAAACUUUGAAAGAUGAACUGAAGGUUUUCAAUGAAACUGCCAGGAAGCAGAUGGAGGAGCUACAGGCCUUGAAGGUGAAGUUGAAGUUGAAAGAAGAAGAAAGGAUCCAGUUCCUGGAGCAGCAAACCUUAUGUAAGGGCGAAGCCAGUGACUUCACAAUAGUCCUGGAGGACAUGGAGCAGCUCUUAGAAAUGUAACGAGAGGCAAGGCAAGCGGCCGGACGGCUUCUUCCUGGAUAACGCUCGGCUGAGGCCGCUUAGGAUAUCGUCAAGGACUCACCGUCCCUUAGGUAAAGACCUGCAGCAGUUGAUCCGAUAAGGGCUGGUGAUGCUGGGGCUCUUCCUUUAAGCAGAUUGCCCCUCCUUCAGAUGGCUCUGCUCUCUUGCGAGAGAGGAACCUGGGAGUUUGACUCCACUUCCUGUGCAACAGAUUGAGGAGCAACCCUUAGAACUAGGAUGCUAAACCAGCCGCCUUGGAGACUCUAGAGACUCUUAACUCGGAAACAUGGGAAGAAAGCCUACACCACAGUAGCAUGUGUGCUGUGCAGGAGAUGUCACUGCGAGCCAUGCUGUCCCCUUUGUCUAUCUGGUUGAGCUAAGUUUAUGAACUUGAAAUUCUUGAAGGUUUUUGGCUUAAUAAAUGGGGUGGAGGUAUACAAAGUGACACCUGAAACUACACCUAGAGCUUUCAAAAUAAAUAUUUCUAUGAAUAUUAA
This is a messenger RNA of Grammomys surdaster, 1506 nucleotides long. RefSeq names its product kinetochore localized astrin (SPAG5) binding protein (gene Knstrn). Bases 53 to 988 code for a protein of 311 amino acids. Gene Ontology annotation, cellular component: kinetochore; centriolar satellite; mitotic spindle. The transcript has 9 exons. NCBI's taxonomy places the organism in Eukaryota, Metazoa, Chordata, Mammalia, Rodentia, Muridae. The record is from RefSeq and is a predicted model, not a curated record. Gene Ontology annotation, biological process: regulation of attachment of spindle microtubules to kinetochore; spindle organization; mitotic sister chromatid segregation.